This is a messenger RNA of Epinephelus moara (kelp grouper), 5670 nucleotides long. It is a transcript of the gene tnfaip3, whose product is annotated as tumor necrosis factor, alpha-induced protein 3. Gene Ontology annotation, biological process: protein K29-linked deubiquitination; protein deubiquitination involved in ubiquitin-dependent protein catabolic process; cell migration. The record is from RefSeq and is a predicted model, not a curated record. Lineage: Eukaryota; Metazoa; Chordata; Actinopteri; Perciformes; Serranidae. Gene Ontology annotation, molecular function: K63-linked polyubiquitin modification-dependent protein binding; zinc ion binding; cysteine-type deubiquitinase activity. Gene Ontology annotation, cellular component: cytoplasm; nucleus. The coding region runs from base 473 to 2956 and encodes 827 amino acids. The transcript has 9 exons.
GUGGCGGUGGGCUGCAACUGCACAGGUUGUGACUGUGAGUGUGUGUGUGAGUAGAGAGAGAGAGAGAGAGAGAGAGAGAGAGGAAAAUGGGUGGACGGAAAGUCCCCGUGUGGAAAUCCCCUUGACUUGGGCUUUUUCCUUUUUUUUUUUUUUAAACAACUAUCAUUAGCGGACGUGUGUGCUCCUUUGAAAGGCUUCACAAGCUGCACUGGCUCCAAAAUAGAUUUGAUACUGGAGGAAAGAGAAGGUUGAAUGGCGCCGAGGACCGCUGCGGUGAGGCUGAGUGAAGUGGCUCAGAGAGGACUAGCCUGAGCAUCCGGGAGGGCUUUGUUAUUACCCCCGACAUAUUACACAGUUCCCACGUUGUUUGGUCAGCGGUGGUUGGUGCCUCCUCCUCCUCCUCCUCCUCUCCUCCUCCUCCUCCUCGCUCCUCUUCCUCCCCUCCUUCCAUCCACCUGGCCACUCAUCCGCCAUGUCGCAGGGUCAGAACUUCCUCCCCAAAUUCCUGUUUGUCUCCAACCUGCUGAAGGCGGUGAAGAUCCGUCAGCGAGUGCCCAACGACGUGGUGAAGCCGGCGGCCAGCGGAGGCCUGAUGCACCACCUGCGGGGUAUGCACCGGUACACCCUGGAGAUGAUCGCCAUGAACAACUUCCCGCAGGCCUUCAGGGAGGUGGUGCAGGCCGCCAUCCUGGAUCGAGCCAUGCAGGCCUCGUUGGAGCAGGAGAAGAAGCUCAACUGGUGUCGGGAGGUGAAGAAGAUGGUGCCAUUACGUACCAAUGGAGAUGGGAACUGUUUGCUCCAUGCGGCCUCUCAGUACAUGCUGGGCGUUCAGGACACAGACCUGGUGCUUCGGAAAGCCCUCCAUGGUGUUUUGAAAGAGACGGACACCGGCGUCUUUAGAGCUCGCUUCCAGGCAGAGCUGGUCCAGUCCCAGGAGUUCACCCAGACCGGACUCAGAUACACCACCAUGAACUGGGAGGAGGAGUGGGAAAAGAUUGUGAAGAUGGCGUCUCCGGUCUCCAGUAGCAACGGCCUCCAGUUUGACUCCCUGGAGGACAUUCACAUCUUUGUCCUCUCCAACAUUCUCCGCAGACCCAUCAUCGUCAUCGCAGACCAGGUGGUCAGGAGUAUGAAAUCUGGCUCCUCCAUCUCUCCUCUGAAUGUGGGUGGGAUUUAUCUGCCGCUACACUGGCCGCCCACAGAGUGCUACAAAUACCCGAUCGUGCUCGGCUACGACUCCCAGCACUUUGCACCCCUCAUCACCAUCAAAGACAGCGGUCCAGAGAUCCGAGCGGUACCGCUGAUCAACCCGGGACGAGGGGGCUUCGAGGAGCUGAAGGUUCACUUCCUGAUGGAGAAAGAACAGCAGCAGAAAGAGAGGCUUCUCAAAGACUACCUGCUACUGAUAGAGAUCCCCGUGAUAGGCUUGGGCUACGACGCCACACGGAUCAUCAAUGCUGCACGGCUUGAUGAGGGCAACCUCCCUGAGGACAUGAACCUGAUGGAGGACUACCUGCAGCUUGUAAACCACGAGUACCAGCGCUGGCAGGAGGACAAGGAGCAGGCAUGGGCCGCCCAGCCGCAGCGCCCACCACCCUUCUCCGUCUCCCAGCUCUCCCUCAUCGAGAUCCGCUGUGCCACACCACGAUGCACCUUCUAUGUCUCUGUGGACACGCAGCCUCAUUGCCAUGAAUGCUUUGAGAAGCGGCAGGCUACUACCGGUAGUGGAACGAGGAUAGAAGGGGUGGUGCAGACCAAGGGAGGAGGGGUGCAAGGUGGGGUAGGAGUCAUUGGGGGUUCAGAGACUGAAGUGAGCUCCAGAGCAACCCGAAGCAGCAGCCCCCCAUCCUCCUCGUCUGGGAGAGGGGUGGUGAUAUCCAGCCCUCGCUCAGCCCCACCCACCGCUCCCAGCCUCAGCCUGUACAGUGAAACACACGCCAUGAAGUGCAAGACACGCGGCUGCCUCUUCACCCUCAGCGUGGAGCAUGAUGGACUUUGUGAGCGCUGCUUCAACUCCAGGCAGAACCACGGACCUCCUGGUGUUGGAACAGCCGCUCCAGGACUCCCAGGCCCCAAUGGGGGGCCUACAGUUCCCCACCCGGUCCAGGGCUCGGGCUGGACCCAGUGGGGGGGCUGCGAGACAGAGACAGAGCGCUGCAGCAUGUGCAGACAGGAGGCGUUCAGGAUAUUCAAUGGCCUGUGUCCACCCUGCAUGCAGAGACAGCAGGCUCCAGAGAGGGGAGAGCCACAGCAGAACAACCCCAGGACUGAGGCCUCAUCUUCAGCUUGGACCCAGGCCAGGGACGCUGAGCGGCCAUGCCUCACGCUAACCCCAGGGCACACCUCAGCCUGGCAAGCCCCUCUGGCGCGGCCUUGUAAAAGGUCUGGCUGCCAGUUCUUUGGGACGCCGGAGAAGUUGGGUUUCUGCACUAUUUGCUACGUAGACUAUCGGACCAACCACCACCUGACCCCUCCCCCCGCCCCGGUCCAGAGCCGGCAUGGUGUGGAGGCAGGCUUCCAGAACGCCUCACGGUGUCGUGGGCCUGGGUGUGGUGCAGUUGGCAAGGCGAUGCUGGAGGGCUACUGCGACAAGUGCUACGUCAAAGAGCAAAGCACACGGCUCAAACAAGUGGCACCUCGCACACCACACUCCCCUCCUCUGGUCAUGCGUGACCGAGCAGCCAAACCCAGAUCUUCGCAGCAAUCCCAGACCCAGACCCAGACUCAGACUCAGUGCCGGCGGAGUGGCUGCAGUAAUGUGUCCCCGGGUUGCACAGACCUCUGCCCAGAGUGCCACACGCGUGGCCAGGGCAGAGAGGCGGGCAGGCGGGCGCAGGCGCCCAAGGAAAAGUCCAAGCAGCGGUGCAGGACGCAGGGCUGUGACCACUACGCCAACCAAGAGAAACAGGGCUACUGCAACGAGUGUGACCACUUCAAACAGAUUUACCGCGGCUGACCACAUUCGCACCCACGCACGCAACGACAGUGAUGACACAUCGCUAGCACGCUAGAGCCGCUGCCCUGCUGUGGGCGCCCCAUGCCAGUCAAUGCAUCUCUGAUACUAACUAACCAACUAACUAACUAGCUAGUGACUAACUAGUAACCUUAUGGCCUGAAAAUCAAACCCCCCAUGUAGAAUGUGAAGAGAGAGUGUGUGUACGUGGGGGGGGGGUUGAGUGUGUGUGUGUUCGCAGUAGACAUGGCCUCCAGAAUACCUCUUUGUGCAAUUAUUAUCAUCUGACGUGCCCUGUGCACUUAACACGGUGAGAGGUUUGGCUACAUGUCAGAGCAACUGACUUAACUCUUGUGUACAAUAUGUAUUUAGAGGUACGUAGUGAAUCGUGCCGGACAAAAUGAUUGUAUGUUGACAUAACGAGAAGCAUCUGACAUUGCUUUCUAGACCACAGCCAAGGACUUAUACCCCCCAGUCUGUCUGUCUGUCUUAACCCAUCUGUGUAUCUGUCUGCCUGUCUGUCUAGCAUUUGCUCUGUAGAAUGAGGGAUGCAGUAGCUGGGAAAGCCCAGCAACGAAUCAGUGGAAGUAGUAAGCAGAAGUGAGCCAAACUGGGCCAAAGCCAACUAAAUUCAGCGGUAUGCGUUGUUUAGCUUAGUUCUCCAAAAACACUCACGUAUGUCCUCCCAAAAUAGACAAAGAUUUGCCAAGAAAGGCUCUUGCAAUCAAUAUUGUACAAUGAUCAAGGAUUAAUUUUCUUCCAUUAGUCAGUCAGUAGAAGUGCUAGUUUAUAUUUUGAGGCAAAUUAACUUUGGUAUUGUCGCUCAUCUGUUUUAAAAAGUUAAAAUUGUGAAUUUCUUGAUAUGGAAAGUGAGAACAGACCAUGUGUCUAAGACAGACAGGGCAGGCCCCUGCUAGUUUUGGUGCUACAUGUACAGAAAUACAAGCCUCUCCAUUGUAGCCAACAUGCUGGCGGUGUCAGCGGACAGAAGGCAGAGAACACAGCAGAGACAGGACUCAUUCUCUUUCUAUUCCUCCUGUCCUUCCUCUUAUCCCCCCCCCCCCCCCCCCCCCUUCUCCUCCAAAACAGAUCUGUUGCCUUGGACGUUGUUUUCCUGUUUACUGACCACUUAAGCACCUAGAAAUGCAUAGACACAUACCAACACAUGCGCACACAGACGUAGUAGCUCCAGUCCUGUCAGAAGGGGAUUGCCGACUAUAAAGUGAACUGAGAACAUAAUGAAGGGCGAAGUCAGGAUGAUUAUCCACCUUACAACCACAUACACACAUUUGCACACACAUGCACAUGCAAACACAGCUCUGUGAGAUUGUAUGCGCCCCACCCCAGCCUGAGGUGGUAUGUAGGUAAAUAAACCCAUAGAGAAAUGCAUUCCUCUCUGCUCCACCCCACUGGAUGUGCCAAGGCGACAAUUUCAAACCUUCAGAGAGCAAUCCCAUUGCCUGCUUUGGCUAAUCUUGUUUAUCUGAAUGUGUUUUGUGCUGCUGCUACAACAGCACAGUAUUGGGGCUGAUCCUCGAUAAGUUUUGCCUUUAAGUAGUGAUUGAAAUUUUAUGGACCAGAGGAGCCUGAUCAGUGAUCCUGGAUCAGUGCUCCCACCUAUAAAAUGCUUUUGUGAAUAUGGAUCUUGGUCCAUAUUGUAGGACCUUCCAACCCGAUGCCUCAUCUCCAACACACACACACAUGCGCACACACACACAAACACACAUAAAAACGCACGCAUGUGUGCGUCUGGAAUACGCAAAACUGACAUUCCUGUUUUGUUUUUCUUUGUUUUGGGGAUUUUUUAAUGUAUUUUGAUAUAUUUGGUUUUGUUCUGCCAAAAAAGAAAAAAAAAAUACAUGUGCCAUCAAUCGCCAAACAGUUGUUGUUACCUCCUUAAAAAUGGCCAGCCUGUACCACUCUAAACUAACCAGAGCGCCACAGAUAGACAUCUCCAAUUUUGUGUAACCACAGACUAGAGCUUAUCGAGCUCUCUCAUGGUGAAAAUCCCCAAACGGACACUGUCUUUUCAUGAGUGUCUAUUUUAUCCAAAUACGGAGAAAUGUUCAUCUACAGAGAUAACCUCAGUCGUAAAACAUUUUAUCAAAGGAACUCAAAUGUGAUAUUAACUGGAACAGUUAUUCCCCUCAUACUUCUGCUGAAGAACUGCUGUAGGCAGAUGUCCAUCUGUGGCUCUGGUUAGAGACGCAUAGACAAACAGGCUCUCGGUCUGCCUUUUCAUUCAACUGUAUCUAAAGCUGUCGGGCCAGCCCACGUGUUGACGGCCUGUACGUAGAUCUCUGUGUGCUUUAAUCACCUCUAGACAAACCUUAAUCAAUUAAAGGCCAAUUAGUGGUCAGCUCAUCGGGACCCCUUGACAAGGUUUCGGGGCUCUGACUGAGUUUGACUGGGAGGAGAUCACAUAAGUUGCACAUGACUUGUCUAAGCUGCUGAGGCAUUUAGGAAUGGUACUCCGACUUGCUUAGGGACAUUCCAACAGUAGGGAGAGCAUCCGCGUGAGAGCAGAAGGUGUAACAAAACAUGCAAACUGUGUGGAAGUUUCUUUGUGUGACCUUUCGACAAUAGGGUAUUGUAUGAAAAAAAGCCUGGUUUUAUUUGUUAAGUAUUUAUUCAUAUCAAGAUAUCUGUAUUGUGUGAUUCAAUAAUUAUUUAUAUGUCGUCCUAUGAAAUGAAUUAUUUUUAUUAAGAAAUCUGAA